Messenger RNA from Liolophura sinensis, 3084 nucleotides. RefSeq names its product FAS-associated death domain protein-like. The record is from RefSeq and is a predicted model, not a curated record. Bases 409 to 1056 code for a protein of 215 amino acids. Gene Ontology annotation, biological process: positive regulation of innate immune response; regulation of apoptotic process; extrinsic apoptotic signaling pathway. Gene Ontology annotation, cellular component: CD95 death-inducing signaling complex. Gene Ontology annotation, molecular function: caspase binding; death receptor binding. The transcript is spliced from 3 exons. NCBI's taxonomy places the organism in Eukaryota, Metazoa, Mollusca, Polyplacophora, Chitonida, Chitonidae.
CACACAGCAUGUCUGCUAUGGUAAACAAACUUCGAACUUUAGCAAUGAUAUGUAAGUGCCCCCACCUUCCUUUGUAUGGUUAGGGUGAACCCCAGGCUCUUUGUUAAAUACUGGACGUCGCAACCAAAAACCAAGCCUGUCCUGAUUAGUUUGAGCUGCUGGUCCGCCACAGGAAUAUCCUUGGGGAAUCCCCACCAUUUAAGGAAGGCACUAAAACGUCACAGGUUUCGACAGGAUAGGGUCAACAUUCUGAAGUAAAGUGUCGACUGGGAGAUUCGUAGUUUUAGAUCCAGAUUACAAUACACCUGUGUAGUAUUACCUGAUGAACUGUCAGUUCCCCAUUUUGCAAAAUGUCGAUUUAAGGACGAAAUAUAAGAUAGCCCAAACGUUUCCUAGUCUUGAUGCAGAAUGGAAAUUCAAGUGUCUGCUUUUCGGGUAAUGCUAAAUAAUCUUGCCCACCAGCUGUCUGAACGAGAUCUUCAAUCCAUGAAAUACUUGUGCCGUGACUUGAUUCCUCGAGGACGUUUAGAAAGUAUUGAAGAACCGAUUGAGCUCUGGGAUGCUCUGGAACAGAGGGAGCAGCUUGGUGUGAAUAACACCAGGUUUUUAAAGCAAUUGCUAAUUUAUGGCACUGAGGGCAGGCGAGACCUUUUGUCUAUUCUGCAGAAUUACGAGGCAUCAUUAACAUCUAAUGCUGAUGUCCACGAGAGAACAUCUGAUGUGACGCCUUCACAUGCCAACUUCAAUGGCUACAGACUCAGUAAUCCUAUCAGAAGUCAACAACAAUUCCCAGAAUUAAGACGAGAGGUUGAGUUCAUCGUGAAAAACAUUGGCCGUGACUGGCGUCAGUUUGUGAGAGCAUUGGGUGUUUGUGAGGCGGACAUUGAUUACGUGUCUGAACAGUAUCCCCGAGAUUUGCGAGAAAAAGUACGACAGACCUUAAUAAUGUGGCAGGCACAGAAUCCAGAAAUUGCCUCAAAGGAGGCUCUUAUCACAGGGCUGAAGUUAUGCGAGAGGAACGAUAUGGUGCAUCAGAUGUUGAGAGGACAAUACUAGUGUAUUGUUACAAGUAUAGACCCAGUCAUUUCUUAAAAUAAUUUAGUGUUGUUUUUUUUUUAUCUUAUCUUCUUGACCUAUCUAUAUAGGAGUAGAAUAUGUCGGCUACAUUUCUAUUUUUCCCGAGAAAUUUUCGUAAAAUCUGACUUGUAUUUUGUGUAGGGCCUACAUGGAACUAUGGUUAUUGUGUCUCGUGAUUCGAUUCAACUACAGGAAAUAUCCAGCUUCACUUAACCACUAUCUCUUGGGUAUAUUUUCCAGAGUUAAUCUAGAUAUACUGUUUAUGGAAUAAUGUCUGGCGCUCUGUUUGCUCGUUAAGUUUAUUUUAUUUUAAUUUUACAAAAUUAGCAUUUCAAAUUGUUUGAAUUGGCUCUUUUAUCGUUCGGUACUGUAUCAUGAUGGUACAGAACCUUGUGCAUGGAUUGUAUGUAGUUGUGUACAUGCGUGGAAGUUUGUCCAUGUAAAAGUUUAUAUUUGCAGUAUGCAGAUAGCAAGGACUCGCUAUACAGAAAAGUUUGCUAUUGAAUGCGUAUGGAUUUGAAACAAAAGUCAAAUGUACCAAGAAAUUGGUUAUAAGAGGAGCUUAGAUGUAAAUCUGUUUAUAUACACACGGCUUAUAUUUAACAGCUAUGAUAGCGUAAAAGAUUGAGAAAUAAAAUAGCAACAAUCUGGUGAUGGUAUUUCAGCAUCUGGACGAACACCUGACCGAUUGCUGGAUGCUGGCGAUUAGGGACCUGGUUCCCGGCCAGUGGAUCAAAACCCGAAGUGGUGGUUGUGUAGUAGAGGGCUUUCCCAUAGCCCUAUAGUUAAUAUACAGGAUGUCACGAAAACUGGAUAUUAAGAAUAUGACUUGUGCAGGUUCGAUCCCAGCUCUGGAGAGGAAAUUUGCAGAUUCCCCCGCUCUCACCUCUUGGUGAGGCAUUGGUGAAAGUAUUAAAGCGGGCGAGAGCGUUCUUGUGACUCUUGGCACAGAUUUACUUUCGUGGACACUGUCUUCUAUGUCCCCACAAUGUCACUGAAACAUAGACAAUGUGGCUUUAAGCCAUAAUCAUUCGUUCAUCCUACCAGUAUGACACUCAAGCCUGUACCUCACAUAUGGGAAAGUUAAUUCGUCAUUAUAACUUAUCAAAGGUUUGUGGUUUAGCCUUGGACUGUUUUCUCUGCUCGUGCAUAAAACCGACCGCCAUUGUGUAAGUGAAAAUUCCUGAGUUUCAUGUAUUACUUUAAACAACAGUCAAAUAAGUGUAUAAAUUAAUGUUAAAACAACCACCCUACACGCUUUAUACUUUACGAGUAGAAAUAUAAUUUGCUUAUAUCUUUAAUAAUAGUAAAAGGAAUACUUGAAUACAUAUGUGCGCAUCGAUAUCCUUAGAGAUUCCAAAACUCGAGAGCGACCUGAUCACGAAAUAAUUUAACCCUAUAUAAUAGUGAUAUAGAAUUCAUACAGUACCGUAUGGCAGAAUCAUAAUGCGUUUUUCUAUGGGAUAUUGUAUAUAUGUUUCAGUAUACUAUUUCAGUAUCACUUUCAAGGCUUCAGAGCAUUAGUCGCUGAAGGGGUAUUUCAUUUCCAAAUGACUAUAGCAAUUUGGAUGCUAUAAAGUUGUUAUAAAGGGAUAAUUCAGCGGUAUUGUGAACAGUGUAUUAAAUAUAUAGUAGAAAAUCCAACUGUAUGUACUGCAUGAUUAUAUUGAUUGUGUUGAUUAUGCAGUGAAAGUUAAAUCAGGUUUCAAUUUAAAUGCAAAGGUGUCGGGAUUUUUUUUUAUGUUUUUUAUUAUUUCAUUCAGUUAACUCUGAUAACCAUCUUAUACAUGAGACAUCUUACAAUCACUCGCCACGAUAUGGCUGAAGUAUUUGCCGAUGUGGCGUAAAGCCAUAAUCAUUCAUUCAUUCUUACAAUCACAAGUGGUCAUUUGCUGUGUAUGCGAAUAACGUUUUCGCUAUCCACAAUCAACCUUAGAAGUAUUCCAUUGAUUUGGGGAUUUAUUAAUUUUCUAAAUUAUAUAAUAAAAGAUACGAUUUUGGGGACCA